GGGAGCAGCCGUCCCCGAGCCGCACACACGUCCCUGAGCUGCCCACACGCCCAUGGAGCUCUUCGAGACCAACCCUUAUUUUUUCCCAGACCAAAGGUUUUACGAUGGGGAAAAUUUUCUGGGGUCCCGCUUGCAGGGCUACGAGCCAGUGGCGUUCCCUGAGCGGCCCGAGGUGGCCCUGUGUCCUGAGGGCAGGGUAGCUUUGGAGGAGAAGGACUCAGCCCUGCCCGAGCAUUGUCCUGGACAAUGCUUGCCCUGGGCCUGCAAGGUUUGCAAGCGGAAGACCGUCUCCAUCGACCGUCGUCGGGCAGCCACUCUGCGGGAGAAACGUAGGUUGAAGAAGGUGAAUGAAGCCUUCGAAGCAUUGAAACGCAGCACCCUGCUCAACCCCAAUCAGCGUCUGCCCAAAGUGGAGAUCCUGCGCAGUGCCAUCCAGUACAUUGAGCGCCUGCAGAGCUUGCUCAGCACCCUCAACCAGCAGGAGCGGGAGCAGAGGGACCUACGCUUCCGUCCUGCUGCUCCACAGCCUGGGGCAGCCAGCGAGUGUGGGUCCAGCAGCUCAUCCUGCAGCCCCGAGUGGAGCAGCCAGCUGGAGUUCGGCACCAGCGCCGCGGAUCACCUCCUGGCCGAUGACGCAGAGGACCGCAAUCUCCACUCACUCUCCUCCAUCGUGGAGAGCAUCGCCGUGGAGGACGUGGCUGUGACGUUCCAGGAGGAGCAGGUUCAAAACUGAGCUGGUGCAAACUCCAGCAGCUCUUCGAGCUGGUAAUGGAGUGGGAAUAAGUUGCCAGAAGAAAAAUCAUAUUUACCCAUCCGGCAUCGUGGACCGCACCACCGAAACCAUCGCCUCCUUUCCCACUUCUCGCAAAAUGCUCCUGCUCAGGGAAUGACGGGGAGCGGUGGGGUUUGGGCAGCGCUGUGGCCCCGAUUCCUGUGAGGGCGGCUGACUGGCAUCAGGCUCUGCUUUGCUCCCCGUCUGGGGGCGAUCGGUUUUUGGGGGCCAAUGUGUGUGCUAGGUUCGCUUGCUCAUUUUUGUCCAAGAUGCUCUUUGACCAACGUCUCUCUCCAGCUGGCGUCCCACGGGCGCCGAGCCCUGCGGAGCCUGCCCUUUCCUUUUCUACUGAACGCUGUGUGGAGUUGCUAUUGGUUUUUUAUGAUUAUU
This is a messenger RNA of Cuculus canorus (common cuckoo), 1162 nucleotides long. It is a transcript of the gene MYOG, whose product is annotated as myogenin. Bases 53 to 733 code for a protein of 226 amino acids. Gene Ontology annotation, molecular function: protein dimerization activity; RNA polymerase II cis-regulatory region sequence-specific DNA binding; DNA-binding transcription factor activity, RNA polymerase II-specific. Gene Ontology annotation, biological process: muscle organ development; positive regulation of transcription by RNA polymerase II; positive regulation of myoblast differentiation. Lineage: Eukaryota; Metazoa; Chordata; Aves; Cuculiformes; Cuculidae. The record is from RefSeq and is a predicted model, not a curated record. The transcript is spliced from 3 exons.